This is a messenger RNA of Aethalodelphis obliquidens (Pacific white-sided dolphin), 2709 nucleotides long. It is a transcript of the gene NOL12, whose product is annotated as nucleolar protein 12. Gene Ontology annotation, cellular component: nucleolus. NCBI's taxonomy places the organism in Eukaryota, Metazoa, Chordata, Mammalia, Artiodactyla, Delphinidae. The record is from RefSeq and is a predicted model, not a curated record. The transcript is spliced from 7 exons. The coding region runs from base 61 to 669 and encodes 202 amino acids. Gene Ontology annotation, molecular function: rRNA binding.
GGAAACGCUACACCGGAAGUAUCAGGUGAGAGGGAGCGGCGCCGCCGAGGCCUCACCGCUAUGGGCCGCAACAAGAAGAAGAGGCGAGAUGGCGACGGCCGGCGGCCGCGGCUCAUUUUGAGCUUCGACGAGGAGAAGCGGCGGGAGUACCUGACAGGCUUCCACAAGCGGAAGGUGGAGCGGAAGAAGGCAGCCAUUGAGGAGAUCAAGAAGCGGCUCAAGGAGGAGCAGAAGAAGCUCCGGGAGGAGCGCCACCGGGAAUACUUGAAGAUGCUGGCAGAGAGAGAGGAGGCGCUGGAGGAGGCAGACGAACUGGACCGGCUGGUGACAGCAAAGACAGAGCCGGUGCAGUACGACCACCUCAACCACACGGUCACCGUGACCACCAUCAGCAACCUGGACUUCUCAGCGGCCCGGCUGCUCGGACUGCCCCCGCCUGAGCAAGGGGCCGGGCACAGGUCUGAGGAGGGGGCAUCAUCCGCGGAGAAGCCGACCAGAGCCUUACGCAGGAAGUCCAGAGACCCUCUGCUGUCCCAGCGGAUCUCCUCUCUCACGGCCUCACUGCACGCGCACAGGCGCAAGAAGGUCAGGAGGAAACAUCCCAGCCGGGCCCAGGACUCCACCAAGAAGCCCCCAAGCGCCACUCGUACCAGCCUGCCUGGAGGCUGAAGGGAGACCACGUGCAUGAACCUCUUCCCACGGCUCCUGACUUUCCCAGGUGUGUCUUCCGUGUGUGCGUGGCUGCUGCUGAGACACCAUGCCGGGCUCUAUUCUCCACCCCCAAUGACAUAGGAUGUUUUACAACUUAAACCUAUAUUUGUAAUGUUUACUAGUAUUAAGUUCUCAUCCACUUUCUCCCACGUGUGCCCUCGGAAACCAGCAGACCAAGGAAAUUGAAUCAUGGUAAUUUUUGCCAAUCCUAAGAUUGAAAGUGAUAGAGUCAGAACUCUCUGGAGAACUUGUCUUUUCUCUCCAUGUUCUACCUGGAUUCUUCCUGUCGCUCCCCAUCCUGUGGGCCCUGUGGUUUGGGACCUCUAGGAGGUUAAUCAGGAAACAUUAGAUUUAGCUACAUAUAAUAUGAAACAAGAUUUUAAAAUAACUGGCUUAUGUAAGAGAGGAAUUCUCAGGUUAACAAAGAUGGAAGGUAGCUAGCCUGGAGUGGAGAUGGCAGGCUUUUAGCUUUUUGUUUUGUGCCAUUUUCAACAUAUGGGUUCCACCUCGUGGUGGUCCAAGAUGGCUGCCUGAGCUUCAGCCAUCAUAUCUGCCCCUCAGCUGCAGGAAGGAGAAAGGGACGAAGGUCGGGGCCCUCCUUUUAGGAACACUUGAUGCUUGUGCUAUUAGGUAGGCGGCAAAGGCUUAGGGCAGGAGGAAGAGGGAGCUCCCAGUUGCAGGGAAGGCUGGGGUCCGUGGUCUGUUCUGGAAAACCAUGUACCCACUAAGAAUUGGGGAUUGCGUUACUAAUGGGAGAAUUGGUGUUGGGGUGCAAGCAGCAGAUUCUCACACAGGAGCCAAAUAUGUAAAGGGCUGUCCAGAGGGGAUCCAACUGUGGAACUAAAGCCAUAGCAGACGCUCAUCCAGAUGUUCCUGUUACCGCAGUGAACUUCCCAGAUGGGUCAGGCCUGUGCUAGUAAAACAAGGAGCAAUGGCCAUGGUUACUGGGAGCCAGGCCUCAGCUCAGUAGAGGAAAGAACUCUCCUAGUAGGAUCCGUUUUGGGGUGGCCUGAUUCUCCCCUGGGGGCUGAGGUGAGCAGGCUGGGUGGAGCUGCCCGCCAGCGCCUGAAACUGAGGAGGGGAGGGAUCUGAUGUUAAGCCUCAGCUUCCUUCCUCUCCAAAAACCCCUUGACCUUGAUGUUCCCUGGACUUGAGCUGUUGCCCUCCCUUUAGCUGUGUGGAGGACUCUGGGGAGGGGUUCCCAAUUCAUCCUGAGCUUGGAGGGCUUACUGCCUGCUCUUUUGUGAGCAGGUCCAUCUUAGAAAAGCCCUCCUGGGACUUCGUUGGUGGUCCAGUGGUGGUUAGGACUCCGUGCUCCCAAUGCAGGAGGCCCGGUUCGAUCCCUGGUCGGGGAAAUAGAUCCUGAACGCUGCAACAAAACUAACAGAUCCCACUUGCUGCAACUAAGACCCGGCGCAGCCAAAUAAAUAGUUAUUAAAGAAAAAGAAAAAAGAAAAGCCGUCCUGUUCCGAGCAAACAUCUGCCUCCUCCAGAUGCCAGAGAAGCCCUUUAGGUGUUUGCACCCUGCCCUCCACCUUUCUCACCUCGGCUCUGAGCUGCCUCCUCCGGGAAGCCUUCCCUGACACCUGGCAAUCAGUCAUUUCUCCAUCUGGGCUCCCGGGAUACUUUGCGUUUCUUUCUUUUAAACACUGAACGUAUUAUAACCUGGUUACCUCUUUCCCCCCAGCCAGGCCCUGAGCUUUCUGAAUGGGAAGUUGUGUCGGUCAUUUCUGUGUUUCUGCUGUUGAAACAAGACCUGAAUCGCUGUAGGUUUUUGGCCAGUUCUGGCUGGAUUACACUGGACCCAUUCCCCCUCCUCACAGGUGUUCCCACGUAACUCUUGAAAUAAUCUUUUUGAGAUUUUCUUGGCCCUAGUGCCAUUCUUUCCUGUCUGCAAGUUUCCGAAUCUAGUUUUUUUUUUUUUUUUUAACAUCUUUAUUGGGGUAUAAUUGCUUUACAAUGGUGUGUUAGUUUCUGCUUUAUAACAAAGUGAAUCAG